This is a messenger RNA of Rotaria socialis, 924 nucleotides long. Lineage: Eukaryota; Metazoa; Rotifera; Eurotatoria; Philodinida; Philodinidae. The record is from the annotation of a GenBank genome assembly.
AUGCCUGCUUACAUUGAUCAAUCUUUCGAACAAUUUCAUCUUCAUGUCUCAAAUUUACCGGCUGAUAUAAAUGCUCAACGUAUUACUGAUGUUUUUCAAGAUUUCGGUAUCAUUACUAAAUUAUAUUUGAAGCGUCGUAUCUCAAAACAUUCAUCAAUAUCAUUACCGAAUCCAUUCGUAAUUCUUAUAUUUGAAAGAAGAGAAAGCAUUGAUAAAAUCAUGAGUGAGCGUCCAUUUUUUAUAAGUGAUCAUCAACUUUUUGUACGUCGCUGCCUACCAAUCACCCGACGAUAUCCUUAUGAAAUGCAUCUUAAUACAAACAAAAUACUUGUACGUAUACCACGAGAAAAUCCCGAUGAAAUAUUACCUUGUGAUAAAAUAAUUAUGGAUUAUUUAAAAGCAGCUGGCGGUGAAAUUCUACGUUUAGAAAGAUUUGAAGAACAAACUGUUUUAGUUGAAUUUGAUGAUUAUGAUUCAGUCGAUAUAUGUUGUUUAUCACGGCCUCAUUUUAUUAAUAACCAAUUGAUUGAAAUAGAAAAAUGUCGUGAUGAAGAACAAGCUCGACGUCGUGCUCAAUUUAGACAAAAAUCUCAUUUCGUAUCUCUCACAGUUUCAUCAAUGUUAACUGCUAGUGAUGUCGAUAUACAGCCGUGCAAUAUAAUAUCGCCAACGCCAACGCCAACGCCAACGCCAACAUUAAAUAUUAAUGAACAAGUUGCUAAACUUCGACUGACAUAUGAUGAAAUGAAUAAUCGUGUGGAGAAUGAACAUGAACAACUUAUUUCUUCAUUGAAAACUGAAUGGGAACAAAUAGCAACAGAACGUAUUCGUUUACAACGUUUAACACUUGAUUAUAAACAAGAAUGCGAUCGACUUAUUGAAGACAAUCGACAUUUGAAAAGUCUACUUAGUGAAUGUUUAUGA